Daphnia pulex (common water flea) is the source of this 3587-nucleotide messenger RNA. RefSeq names its product DNA polymerase kappa-like. The transcript has 9 exons. Gene Ontology annotation, molecular function: damaged DNA binding; DNA-directed DNA polymerase activity. Bases 44 to 1774 code for a protein of 576 amino acids. Gene Ontology annotation, biological process: error-prone translesion synthesis. The record is from RefSeq and is a predicted model, not a curated record. Lineage: Eukaryota; Metazoa; Arthropoda; Branchiopoda; Diplostraca; Daphniidae. Gene Ontology annotation, cellular component: nucleus.
CGUGCUCGCGCGCCAAAUCCCAUCAUUUCCGUUAAAACCAGCGAUGGAGAAACGUGUUGAAAUGGGCGACGAUGGUGCCCGAAAAUGUAAUUCUUCCCACGAGAACUUGGGUAUCAUGAAAUUGAACGAUCACAAAGCUGGGAUGCAAGGAUUGGAUACAGCUAAAAUUAAUCAAAUCAUUGAAGAGGCUUCCAAAGGUUCUCAAUUUUAUCAGCACAAGCAGAAAAAUCAAGAAAGAAUUGAUGCCAAGAUUGCUAAUUUGAAGGCAGCUUGUGCCAAAUUGACUGAAGAGCAGAAGAAAAUGGCCAGAGCCAAAAUGGACAGUCUGGCUCAAAAACUUGAGCUGACGAGGGAUUUGUCUCGCACAAUGGUGCAUGUGGACAUGGAUGCCUUCUAUGCUGCUGUUGAAAUGAGAGAUUGCCCAGAAUUGAAGACUAAACCCAUUGCAGUUGGCUCUUCAUCCAUGCUGACUACAUCCAAUUAUCUGGCCAGAAGAUUUGGCGUCAGAGCAGCCAUGCCUGGAUUCAUAGCCAAAAAAUUGUGCCCUGAGCUGGUGAUUGUCCCCACCAAUUUCCCAAAGUACACGGAAGUGAGUCGCCAAGUGCAAAAAGUGUUUGCCGAUUACGACCCCGAGUUUAGCGCCGCUUCGCUGGACGAAGCUUAUUUGGACCUGACGGACUUUCUCUGCGCUCGUAAAGAGUCUGGUGCCGAGAUGACGGCCUCGGAAGCUGUUGAGGAGAUGAGGGCCAAGAUCUUGGAAUCGACCCAAUUAACGGCCAGCGCUGGCAUCGCACCCAACGGAAUGCUGGCCAAAGUGUGCUCGGACAAGAACAAGCCCAACGGCCAAUUCAUUUUGGAGAACAGCAAAGAGGCGGUCGACGAGUUCAUCAAGGACUUGCCCAUCCGCAAGAUCAGCGGCAUUGGCAACGUGACGGAGCAGCUCUUGGGCUCGUUGGGCAUCUCCACGUGUCGAGAUUUGUGGAAUCAUCGGGAAUUGCUUUACUUAUUGUUCAGCGAGUCCAGUUACGACUAUUUCUUGCGGGUCGCUCUGGGAAUCGGUUCCGGCGGUGGUGGCGGCGAUGGAUCUGAACGUGAACGUAAAUCGGUGAGCUGCGAGACGACGUUCCGGUCGACCAGCGAUCGUAACGAAUUGUGCGACAUUAUCCGUCAAUUGAGCGCCGAUUUGGCCCAAGACCUGGAACGUCACGGUGUGCUGGGUCGAUCAGUGACGUUGAAAUACAAGACGGACAAGUUUGACGUGAAGACGCGGAUCACGCAGUUGACGGGCUACACGGGAGAUGGCGGUGUGAUGGCCAAAGCGGCCACCAGUUUGCUGCCGUCCGGGUUGAACUUGCGACUGUUGGGUGUUCGCAUGUCACAAUUGACGCCGUCGUCGUCAGCUGGAACCGGAAAUGACAAGCCUAGCCGGAAGCAGCGCACUCUGAGCGAACUACUGGCCGUCGAGUGUCCGGCCAGGAAGAAGAGGAAAUUGGAGGAGGACGGACAAGUGCUGUCCUCCUCUUCGGAACCGGAUCCGACUUUGGCGUCUCUCUUAUUCACCUGUCCGGUUUGCCACUCGUGGCGGACGAAGGACGGUGAAGUCGCCCUCAACAGCCACAUCGACGAAUGUUUGAAUCAACAAGUUCUCUACCCUCCAGCUGAGACAACACCACCACUCGCAACAACCACUUCUUUGGUGUUGCCCAGCUCAUCUUCUUCUUCCACUUGUCACCAGACGAAACUCGAUCGAUACAUAAUCCGCCGUAGUAAAUGAUUCCCCCUUUUAGUCUUCCAUAUCAAGUUUAGAGUUUUUAAUAAUUGAUAGAUGAAUUUAUUAGAUGAGGAUGGGUGGGUGGGUAGAUUGAUGGUUGCCGCUACGAGUCGCUGUCGUCGCAGCUCUUAUCGAUUCGCCGAGAUGUUAAUGAUGAUGGCCCUUUUCAAUAAUGUAGUACAACCGUCUGCUACCACUGUAGACUCUCUCCCCCCCUCCAAUCGGAAAUCCAAAUGUCAACAGCGCAACCAACCAAGUUCUUUCGCGUGUUCCAUUUGGACUGAAAAGGGAGGGUGGGUGUAUAUAUAUCCAACCGUUUCCAUAGCGACACUUUCGAGUUCACAUCAAACGGAGAGAUAGAGAAGAACCCCCAUCACGCAGCUUCUUCUUCUUCCGACUUUUGUCAAAGUCCAUCAAUAAUCAAUAAGACACGGGGUCGAUUUCAUCGGCCAUUAGAUUUUCAUCCAUCCCUUUUUUAUUUUAUGUAAUCUCAAAUCUAAAUCUUUCAAAUCUAAAUGCGGUGGAGGGAGGGUCAGGUGGGGACCCUGGACUGGGGGGAGAUGAUAUAAAUAUCCGGUAGGGAGGGGAGAGAGAGCAUUGUCGUGUUCGUGUACUUUGCAGCGUCGACUACGUAAUGACGCGCGACGAAGCGAGGAUUUGAAUAAUGUAAUGGAGCAGGAACAGGAGGAGGAUGGAGGAUGGAGAAAGGGAGCCGAGUUUCGGUUGUCAUGGCGAUUGCAUCCAAUCCUAACAAAAGAAUCGAUUUCCCUUCCGGGCGGAUCUUUUCUUUAUAGAAGAAGAAGACGGACAUUGUGGCACGUGUUAUUGAGCUGCUGCCGAGUCGAUAAUGACACACAUGUCAGUCACGUCUCUCAUCCGACCAAAAUGCAGUGUAGGAGUAGUAGGAGAUCGGUGGCCUCCUCAUCUUUUGAUGUGUCUGUCUCCCCUCCGCCAAUUGACGGAUGAUUGAGAUAUUUCCCCCAUCAGCUGGAACGAAGGGAAUAAGUGGGCCAUCACUUAAUUGCCCGCCGAGUUGCAAUUCUUUUGUGUGUCUGUCUGUGUCAUCGUUCCGUUUGAUGUUGCGGCUCUCUACGGCAGCAUCCAGCGGGAAUGGGGGGGGGGGGAGGAAGAAAAGUUGAUCAGACACACCACCGCCAAUUCCCCAAUGAAUUCGUCCAGGAAAAAAGAAGGAAGGAAGAAAAAUCUGUGACGUUUCCAUCCAUCAAGUCUCUAAUUGAGUUGCUCCCCCCGUAUUUUGCCCCGUGUGCACACGACUUGUAAUGCAAUUAUCUUUUUGAUUCAUUUUCACAGGCUGACCAAAAAAAGAAAAAAGAAAAGAAAUCUGGGCGAAUGUGAAACGGAUGCAAUCAAAGACCCAACGGCAGUUUCCGGAAUAGUCCCGCAGCAGCAAAAACUCCUUUUUCUUCUUUUUUGGGUAGAAAAAAGAAAAUUGCCGACUCGGCUGUAUAGACGAUACGACCCUCUCGUGAGAUGAGAAAAAAGGAGCCCAGUCAGCUCCUGUGGCGACGUUCGCUUGUCAACAGACUCCUCCUCUCCUGGCCGAUCGAUACACUCUUAGGCGACGACGGCGACGCCACUGGCAGACUCUGGCGCACACUUUCGCCACACACACCGAAUAUCCAAUCAUAAACAUGUCGGGACACGAAACUUUUGGACCCCGGACCAAUGAAAUUACCAACGACCCCGACAGUUUUUUAUCGGGAAUCCUCGUGACUGUUGGCCACGAGGUCCAUCGCGCGGUAUCCCGGCCCGGAAAAUCUUGUGACGUCCAGUCGUCGGUGUCGGUUUGCAAUGG